Peronospora belbahrii is the source of this 2721-nucleotide messenger RNA. The record is from the annotation of a GenBank genome assembly. NCBI's taxonomy places the organism in Eukaryota, Oomycota, Peronosporomycetes, Peronosporales, Peronosporaceae.
AUGGCAGCUCGACCCUGUCAUUCCGCGGGGGGGAUGCCGCCGCUCUUUGGUGGAAGCAUGAAAACACCUCGUCAUUCGUAUCAUCCACAUCGCCCCGGUGCGGCUGCGUCCACACUGGACGACGUAGCAAUGGACGUGGAGGAGAACUUGUCAUUGCUAAUGCAUGAACAGCUGCUCAGCCCCACGGAGCGGAACAUUAAGAUCGGUGUGUACGGUGUCCUCAAUACGGUCAUUUUGGUACCGCUUAUGAUCAGUUUUGCGCAGAUCAUUUUUCGUGACCCAGAGUUCCAGCCGUACAUGAACGACCUAGUCAAACUCGUGCUUGUAUCGGCCGGUGUCCACCAAAUCUGCUUCACGUGCGUCAGUUCGCUGCCGUUUGCCAUGGGCCAAGUACAAGAUGCAGGUCUGAUCUUCCUCUCGGCCAUGGCUUCGUCCAUCAUCAAGUCACUGCACGACAUGAGAGGCGAUGCGUUCUCAAUGGACGAGGUGCUGGCCACGACACUCUUUACUAUGGCCGUUUCUACGGCCGCCCUGGGUGCGGCGCUUAUCGUUACAGGCAAGCUUCGUCUAGCCAGCUUUGUGCAGUACCUGCCUAUGCCAGUGGUCGGUGGCUACCUGGCCUUUAUUGGCUUCUAUUCUAUGGAAGCUGGUUUGUCCAUGAUGACCACGCAAAGUAUCAAGCAGCCUUCCGACUGGAUCAAACUGGCUGACUGGAAUGUCUUGCUGUUGUCUGCACCGGGCGUCAUUGCCGGCACGGCUAUCUUUUGGAUCAACUCACGCUGGAACCAUAUGGCUGUGAUGCCUUGCUGCUUGACGGUAAUGUUGACUACAUUCUACGGGUUGCUACUUAUCACGGGCUCAUCUCUUGAUGAUGCUCGUGCUGCUGGAUGGGUGGCGGAGCCUCCACCAUCGCCGCGUUCUCUCAUGCAAAUCUACGGCUUCUAUGACUUUUCCAAGAUCAAUUUCUCGCAUUUGACGGAUCAGAUUCCGACGUGGGUUGCCAUGUACUUUGUCGUGGCAUUCUCGUCAUCUCUCGACGUAGCUGCCGUUGAGACAGCGCUAGGAAAGCCUCUGGAUCACAACCAUGAACUGCAAACAGUAGGUAUUAGCAACUUGCUUUCGGGUCUCGGUGGUGGCUUUACUGGAUCCUACCUUUUCUCACAGACGAUCUUUACACUGCGUGGUAGGCUCGAUAGCCGCUACGUCGGUAUCGUUGUGUUCUUUCUUGAGAUUGUUGUUGUACUAAGCCCGUUCUCAAUCAUUGCCUACGUACCCAAGGUCUUCUUCGGUGCGUUGCAGAUGCUUGUGUGUCUUGAUCUCAUGAUCGAGUGGCUCUGGCAUGCUCGCAAUAAGCUCCUUCCACGCGAGUAUGGUAUCGUGUGGCUUACGUUUCUGACGAUGGCCUUUGUGAACCUUGAAUUGGGCAUUGUCGUUGGUAUCAUCAUUGCUGGCUUCAAUUUUAUCUACUCGUACAUUGCGACUUCUAGUGUUCACCGCGUCAUGAAGCGUUCGCGUGUCGAGCGUAACCUUAACGAACGUGUGCUGCUUCAAAACAUGCGCAUGUCUAUUGUCACGCUGCAGCUAGAAGGGUACAUCUUCUUUGGUUCAAGUGUGAAAGUCAUGGAUGAAGUACGUCGUCAUGUGUUGGUGACCACCACAGAGAAGCAGGAGGCUCAAACGUGCUCACUUUCGGAUUCGUCACCCUUCUUGUCUCGACACCAACCCUCGCCAUAUGUAGCUCGUUCGUUGGAGGACCACUUCAACGAUGACCUUACGACGCUAGAUUCCGUUUUUGAUGACCACGAAAUUCACGGCUACUCGUCAACACCCAAGGCCGCUGGAAGAAACGGACCGGCUGCACUUCAUGCGGCUCGUACGAGGUACUUUAUCUUGGACUUUGAGAAGGUGAGCGGUGUGGAUGCCACGGCUGUGCGAAGUUGCUUUAACGCCACAAAGGAACUGCUAGCUCAGCACGGUAUCACGCUUAUAUUUGCAAGCGUGCCGACGGAUGCUGAACGAUUAUUGCGCGUCCAUGAUGUAAUUGAGAAGGAGGACGGGUCAGGAACGGGAUCACUUGUGUUUGACACAUUGGAUAAGGCUUUGGAAUGGUGUGAGGAUGAACUGCUAGUAUCAGAAGGCGUGCUGCCACUUAGUGAAUCUGCGCCAGCAUUGGCAAUGAAUGGUGGAAACGACGGCCAGCCCUGGCAGUUGCUAGACGAACUCUUGCCUCGUCCAGAUCGGUACCAGGGCAACACCGACAAAUCUGUUUCUGAUGGUUUGCAGCCUAGCGACAGCGAUGAGAAGAGUGUUGUGCUUACACGGGAUCUCGGUGAAAUGUACGUAACGCAUUUGAUAAAGCAGGAAGGCGAUACGCUGUAUCGUGCCGGUGGUCUUGUCAACGGUGUCUAUUUUAUUGGCUACGGCAAGGUGGACGUAUUCAUGCCGUCUAAAAUUUAUGAAGGUUUGGGACCGGGCUUUCGUGGCCGCAAGCGUAUUACACGAGUGUGCCAGGGAGGUUUGGUAGGCGCGUCGGAGAUGAUUCUACACAAGCGUCAUCAAUUUACUGCACAAGCUAGAUCUCCCAGCUCUAUUUUUUUUCUAAGCAAGUCUCACUACGCACGGAUGCAAAGGGCGCAUCCUGCCUUAGCUGCCCGAUUCCAGCAGGCUAUGCUGCAGUCUAUGGCCAUUGGAGUGCUCGAGUCGAAUAUGGCGGACGAUUGA